UAAAGGUAACCCAGCCCAACACGUUUAAUAUAAUAAAAUAAAGCAGCUCCAGUAUGAAGUCCACACUGCAAUCCUGUGGAGAACUUAAAUAAUGCCACCAGGUCCGGCUGGAGCUCGGUCCCCUCGGCGUGGUUCCGGCUGGAUUCGUCUCGUAUCGGUGGCUGUUUGGGAACACUUAAAACGAGCGCACAGCGGAACACAAGAAUGUGCCGUUUUUCAGAGGGGCGGAGACAAGCUCGCCCCGCAUCCACAGCGAGCACAGCGGCGCACGGGCACAAGCCGCGCCGUGGGCUGCCGUCGACACCAGCCGAAGUUUACAAUAGGAAACAAUACGGGGCUCUCGGUUCUUCUGGGCCACAAUGAUCGGCUGUUUUUCUAGCCGCGGAGAGGAGUCGCGCUGCCGGGCGGGCAUUGUCUCGGUGCUGCUGAACUAAGCAGAACCGUCCACGGUGAACGUGACACUGGGAUUCGAACAAGUGACCCCAGCUAACAUAGUUGGAAGCGCGGCUGUUUUUUUAGAGAGACUCAGGAGGAAACGGCAAGGUUACAUUAAAAAAAAAACCGGAUUCCAGUCUGGUGUUUGAAGAGCAGCCCGCCGGGUGGCCAUGAAGAGUGGACCGCCUGCUUUUCUUUCCUCCAUCCACGUCCAGGCUGCACGGGACAACGUGUGCUUUCUGAAGCGUAACCUGCGCCCGCGAGGUGGGUCCGAGGCGGGUUUGUCCGCGUAGUGGUUUGCGCGUCCUAGUCCGCGUAGUGGUUUGCGCGUCCUAACGUCGUCCAGCUUCUCCCGACGACGACCGUCAUCAUGAGGACCACCGAGGAGCCAGAGGGCUUUGACGGCGAGGCCUCCAACACCUCCAUGAUCUCCGGGGCCAGCAGCCCGUACCAGCCCACCACCGAGCCCGUCCACUCGAGGAGCGUGUUGGGGGGGAUACGCUGCGACACGGAGUACCUGAAGUCGUACUUUGGCAUUUUAAAGAUGGUCGAAGUGGUCCUAUCGCUCAUCGGAUUCAUCUGCAUAGAGACGAUCAUGAUGUGUUCUCCCUGUGGAGGAGUGUACUUCUUUGAGUUUGUCAGCUGCAGUGCUAUCGUGGUGACGGGAGUGCUCCUCCUCAUCUUCAGCCUCAACCUGCACACCAAGGUGCCCCACGUCAACUGGAGCCUCACGGACCUGGUCAACACGGCCACCAGCACCUUCUUCUUCUUCUUGUCGUCUCUCGUGUUGGCCUGCAUCAACCACAACACAGGAGCGGAGAUAGCUGCAGUGAUCUUUGGCUUCCUGGUGACAGGUGUGUACGGUAUAAACACCUUCCUGGCGGUACGGAGGUGGCGCCGUGGCAACGGGUGUCAGGGGGCGGCACCGACCAGCGAGUACAUGCGAGCGCGCACAGCAUCUCGUGGAGAAAUGGAGGCAAGGCCGGAGCUUGCGUGAGUGCUCGCAGACACUGGGACUAAAUGAAAGUAUUCCAUUCACGUCUUGAGUGGAAGGGCCAUCCAUCUCACCACACGCUCGUGACUUCUCCCGAUAUCACCUCAGCUGUGCUUUCUGCCCGCCCAGCCAGUGUCGACGCCACAGUUGAGCUCCGAGGCUUUGUUCAUCAGGCGCCCUGUCUUCAGUGACCCAUAAAGACUCUAAAGUGAAGAGAUCCAGACCGAAUGUAAGGUAUUCUCUGUAAAACUGUUCAUCCACAUAUCUUUCCAAGUCAGAAUGAAGGAUAACUUCCACGAAGAGCCGAAAGAAAAAGAAAGAAAAAAGGCUGACUGCAACUGUGCUUUAACUUUGUGUUGACUUCUCAGAAGGUUUUGUGUUUCACUGUGAAAGACGUCGCGUUAAAGAAGGUCAACUUUUGUACAGUUUGCUUAUUUCACGCCGCUGGCCGAAAAGCCUGUGGUAAUAAAUGUGACCGUGGGUCCAGGAACCCACUGGACCAGAAGCGUCCAGUUCACCUGCCGCACAACAGAAGCACCAUCACUAUACGGUUCUUUCUUAGAUACUGACAUCAGCCUUUGGUUUGACCUGUGAGCAAAGCUGUAGAUAUUCUAAUCUCAAGAUUACACACGCUGAUGAUGACUAACUUUAUAAAUGCCUUUACUAUGUGACCUUUAGCCGCUCUCCUGCCAGCAGUUAUACCGUAACAGUACAAGGUCAUUCUUAACUGCAAUAAAGACACAAGAAGGGCUCAACAUUUUGAAAUGAGUGAAAAGGAUCCACUUCAUUGCAACACAAAUUCAUCCACUCGAUUUGACACAAUUAUCUGAGCAACAUUAAAAAGUACCUCUUUCCAUUUGUUUUCUCCCUGUUAACUAUCCCAAAAAUCUUCACACGAGCAUUCUUAACAUUUUUAUUUCAAGGUCCGUGUUUCGGGCAACACUGAGCCAGUAGUGAGGAAGUCAUUGGUAGCUUGUUACUUUUGCACAUAUCCACAGUUUCAGCUAAUGGAAAUGUUGACCGUGCAUCAGUGAGAUUAACUUAGAAAUCAGUAGGUGACCUUGGAUCAAUGCCCUUAGCCUAAAAGACUGUUUCUCAGGUAUUGACACACUCCUUUUUGUCUUUGAAACUUCAAAUAAGAUUUGAAAUGAAAUCACAGGUUGCCUCGAACUGAACGCUGUAUUUCUUAAUGACUUGCUAAUUAUUAGACAAUAUAUGACUAUCGUAGAGAAUAAAAAAUACUGUAACUGAUUCUUUCAUGAAGUGAAAACUAAUUUAAAAAUUAAGAGUAAAUUGAAAGUAGAGAUGGUGGGAUGAAAUUGCGGUACUUUUAGCAUUAUUGUCACAGCUUUUAUGAAAAUGUGUGCACAUGUGUCGACAGUAUAUUAUCACACUUCAUGUAUUAUGAAAUGACUAUCAUUCCACAUUGCAGCUGUUAUAAAGCUCAUACAUGCAGAACGCAAAACUGAUUUUAAAUGUCUUUCUGUCGGCUAGUGUACCUGACGAACUGGUUAAAAAUGCUUUAUCUUAAAAUCACAUUUGUUUAUUUGAAGAAGAAAUUUAGACAGAAUUGUUGUCUAAUAUCGUUUGAAUGCAUUGAAUUUACACUACAGUUACACACGUGUGCGUUUUCUUUAAGACCUAUAAUGUAGACAGUUUGUGCUGGGUCUAAAUCGACUCAAUGGCGCCACCUGCUGGUCGUCAUCUGUAUUCAUUGUGACUUUAGAGGACUGUUGCAGUGCAGCCAGAUAAGUGUGUGUGUGUGUGUACAAGAGAAGGACCAGAAUUGUGUUUGACUGUGGGUUUAAAUGAAAAUAAAAACCAUAUGGCUUCUUAAACUGCCUCAGAAGUUUCCACAUUAUACAGAAAGUUUGAUUAAUCUGGUUUUUCUCAUGUUUUUGCCAUUUGUCCUGGUAUGGUGACCAAACUACUUUUAUGUAGAGACAAUAACUUACAUUCUGUUUUUCUCUUACAUGGAUGGAUUUGUGUUUGAGUAAUGUAAAAAUAUGCACACUUUGCAGGACAAUCAUGCAUUAUGAUAUUUGAUGAUAUAAAUUGACAAUCGUAUCAGUCCAAAACUA
Molecule: messenger RNA, 3510 nt
Organism: Pseudoliparis swirei
Lineage: Eukaryota; Metazoa; Chordata; Actinopteri; Perciformes; Liparidae
Gene: cmtm4
Product: CKLF-like MARVEL transmembrane domain containing 4
Exons: 4
Coding region: 806-1432 (208 amino acids)
Cellular component (GO): membrane
Source: RefSeq, a predicted model, not a curated record